Erythranthe guttata (spotted monkey flower) is the source of this 2875-nucleotide messenger RNA. Its product is annotated as putative TPR repeat-containing protein At1g05150. Lineage: Eukaryota; Viridiplantae; Streptophyta; Magnoliopsida; Lamiales; Phrymaceae. Gene Ontology annotation, molecular function: protein binding; calcium ion binding. The record is from RefSeq and is a predicted model, not a curated record. Gene Ontology annotation, cellular component: plasma membrane.
CAAUUGGAAAUGAAGCUUCUGGUUUAGGUUACCUUUUUUAUCCAGGAUUUCAAUUUCCCCCAAAAUUACCAAACACCUUAUUGCAAAAAUCUCGAAUUCAGUCCCGCAUUUCCAAUUCAAAACCCUAGAACGGACUGGAACUCAGGGUGAAAUCGAAAUAUGACGACUAGAGGGAGCAGAUCGGAGAAAGUGAAGAGGAUAUUCCAGCAAUUCGACACGAACCGGGAUGGCGGUCUGAGCCGGGAUGAGAUGGCGGCUUUGGUGGUGGCCGUCAACCCUAGGGUUAAAUUCAGCGUCGAGCAAAUCAGUGCAAUACUCGACGAGGUUUUCCGUACUUACGGAGAUUUCAUCGACGGCGAGAAAGGCCUCACCUUUGACGGCCUACUCCGCACCUACGACGACGGGGCCGGUGACGUGGAUCGAGAUUUCGACGCCCUUGGCCUCGAGCUCAAACCAUUGGAGGACAAAAAUGGAAUUUCACAUGCCUCCGAAGAGGCGGCCUCUUCCUCAUCUGUUGUUGCAGACGAGCGUGUAAUGGAACCCCACAAGAAGCUGCGUACGGCCGCGUGGGCUGCUUCCCCGAACCAUGGCAUUGUGUUCGAUGAUACUUGGAAGCUUGUUGAUGACUUGGAGGUUUUAAUUAAAAGGUUGAAAACGAAACAGAUGAAAGAUGGGAAGAUCAAGAAUGACAACUCAGAUGUUUUCUCCGAUCCUGGUUGGUCUAGAGAGCUGGGCCCGUCGAGCGAGAUUUCAGACAAGAGAGUAAUUUGGGAUGAGUCGGGUCCCGAUUAUGCAGCUUUUGUGAAGGAGUUGGGUGUUUUGAGGUCUAGGGCAGAUAGGGCAAGAUCAAGACCCGAAGCUUUUGACGGGCAAAUGGCCAUCGGUCGUGUGUUGUAUGAGCAUUAUCUAUUUAAGGAGGGAUUGGUGAGUUUUAAGAGGGCUUGUGAACUGACUCCAUUUGAUGUGAAACCGCAUUUCAGGGCUGGGAAUUGUUUGUAUGUGCUCGGGAGGCAUAACGAGGCCAAAGCGGAGUUUCUGCUCGCGUUAGAGGCGGCAGAGGCAGGUGGGAAUCAAUGGGCGUAUUUAUUGCCUCAGAUUCAUGUGAAUCUCGGGAUUGCACUCGAAGGGGAAGGCAUGGUUCUCAGUGCUUGUGAGCAUUAUCGGGAGGCUGCUAUUUUGUGCCCCACUCAUUUUAGGGCACUGAAGCUUUUGGGCAGUGCUCUGUUUGGUGUCGGGGAGUAUAAGGCGGCUGUCAAGGCGUUAGAGGAGGCCAUAUUUAUGAAGAACGAUUAUGCGGAUGCCCAUUGUGAUUUGGCUUCUGCGUUGCAUGCUAUGGGCGAUGACGAGAAUGCAAUCAAGGAGUUUCAGAAGGCGAUUGAUCUAAAACCUGGCCAUGUGGAUGCUCUGUAUAAUUUGGGAGGGCUUUAUAUGGACAUGGGCAGGUACCAGAGGGCUUCGGAGAUGUAUACUAGGGUUUUGAGCGUGUGGCCGAACCAUUGGAGGGCGCAACUGAACAAGGCUGUCUCUUUGUUAGGAGCUGGAGAAACUGAGGAAGCUAAGAAGGCUUUGAAAGAAGCGUUGAAAAUGACAAACAGGGUCGAAUUGCACGAUGCUAUAUCACACUUGAAGCAGCUUCAAAAGAGAAAGUUGAGGGGGAACGGUAGUGGCAACGGCGAGGCGGCUUUCAUUACCGUAGAGCCCUCGAAAUUUAAGGUUGUGGGCCAGAAAACUACGCUGAGGCCGGAACUAGCUGUUGCUCUUGAUAUUAGAGCCUUUCAGAGGAUCACAAGAUUGAAUCGGUGCGAUGUUGAACUAAUAAAGAAAGAAAUGAGUGAAUCGGAUGUUCCAGUCUCCUAUUCAGGGAUUGGCGAACCCGAAAAGUCAAUACGCAAGGCUUCGCUCGAAGUUAUUAUUUGCAAGUUACUCAAUUUCUUGAAACCCGAAACCUUUGUAGGAUCUGUCAAAGCUAUAAACCAGAAAAUCCUCUCUGUGUUGGAUGAAUCUGAUUUUGGCCGAAUCGAUUUAGGCAUGUUUUUUGCUGUUCUUGCUCCGCUAUGUGGUGGUUCUUCAGACAGGCGAAAGCAGAUUGCGUACGAAUCACUUUUAUGGCGACCUGUCAAUGAAGGCAGCAUGCAGAUAAAGAAAUCCGAUGCUCAGAAAUACAUCAAACUGUUGAGGGCGAUCUACAUUCCUUCACACGGGAUUAGUGAGAUGCUCGAAAUUCAUGGAGAAACAGAUGACUCUUUGGUUUCUGUAACAGAAUUUGUUGCCAUGUUUGAUGAUCAAGAAUGGGGGUUUGGUAUAAUUUCGACUCUAUUGAAGCUCGAAAAUGGGGAUAGGACUCGCCAUGGCAGACAUAUUUGUGCUACUUGCCGAUAUCCAAUCAUUGGGUCCCGCUUCAAAGAGAUGAAAUCGCACUUGAGCUUGUGCAGUCAGUGUUACUCUGAAGGAAAAGUGCCUGCUUCUUGCAAGCUGGACGAGUACAGAUUUAAAGAAUACGCAAACGAGACAGAAGCCGUGAAAGAUAAAUGCCUGUGGUUUGGUUCUAAAGGCUCAUCUGCCGGUGGCUCCUAGCUUGUCAUGUUCAAAAUCGUAAUUAUAUGGAAAUUGAAAUUUAGUCGUUCGGUGUGAAUUAUUACUUAUAUUAUAACUCGUGUGGAGUGUUUUUUUUUAGGAGGGGCUUUUGUGCAUUGUAGAAUAAACCCUUUUGGAAGUUUAUUUUGACCCGGGAUUCUUUUUUCCGUUUCUUGUUUUAUCAUUUCAGUGUAGAGGGGGUGUCCAUUGUUGUUGCAGUUGCUUUCUCUGACUUCUUGAUGAGGUAUUCAAAUCUCUUAUCUAUAAUCGGUGUAAAUCUGUAUUGAUGAUUCAUUAAGUU